UCUAGAAACUGAAGGUGCCGAAAUUACUGAUGAGGAAAUAAUUAGCUGUGUAAGACCUACAAUACUUGAAACGGAACCAGAAGGAGAAGAAGUUCCACAAAUGAUUACUACAACAGAAGUAUUAGAGUCUUUAGAUACAGUGAUUUCUUAUAUUAAAAAUCCACCUCAAAACCUUGUUUUUGAAUUAAAACACAUUAAUUCAAUUAAUGCAAUCAAAAAUCAAAUAGGUAAACACGAAAUUAAUUCAAGAAGACAAGCCACAUUGGAAACAUGGUUUAAAAAAUCAUCAUAA
Entrophospora candida is the source of this 292-nucleotide messenger RNA. NCBI's taxonomy places the organism in Eukaryota, Fungi, Glomeromycota, Glomeromycetes, Entrophosporales, Entrophosporaceae. The record is from the annotation of a GenBank genome assembly.